UUUGAAUACAUGAUUUUAGCCACCAUCAUCGCGAACUGCAUCGUCCUGGCGCUGGAGCAGCACCUGCCCGACGAGGACAAGACCCCCAUGUCGGAGCGGCUGGUGAGCGCAGGGCUGGCGGGGGGCUCCGGCGGGGGGCUCCGGCGAGGGUCCCCGGCCACCCCGAGGGCUCCAGCGAGGGUCCUUGGCCACCCCGGGGGCUCGGGCACGGGUCCCCAGCCAUCCCGGGGGCUCCAGCGAGGGUCCCCGACCGCCCUGGCGUGGGCGGCAGGACCGGGGCUGGCUGCCAGCCUGCGCUGCGCACAGCUGGCACCUGGCACACGGUGGCCGCGGUUCCUGGUCCCCCCGGCCCCGCCAGCGUCCCAGUUUCCUCCUUGCUCCCCCUUCGCCCGUGCCAGCCUCAAAAGUGCCAAGCUGGAGAACGCCACCUUCUUCCACAAGCGGGAGCGGAGGAUGCGCUUCCACAUCCGCCGCAUGGUGAAAACUCAGGCCUUCUACUGGACCGUGCUCAGUCUGGUAGCGCUCAACACCCUGUGUGUUGCUAUCGUUCACUACGACCAGCCAGAUUGGCUUUCCGACUUCCUCUACUAUGCAGAAUUCAUUUUCUUGGGACUCUUUAUGUCCGAAAUGUUUAUAAAAAUGUACGGGCUGGGGACGCGGCCUUACUUUCACUCGUCCUUCAAUUGCUUCGACUGUGCCGUUAUCAUCGGAAGCAUCUUCGAGGUGAUCUGGGCUGUUGUGAAGCCGGGAACAUCCUUCGGGAUCAGCGUGCUACGAGCUCUCAGGUUACUGCGCAUUUUCAAAGUCACAAAGUACUGGGCUUCCCUGAGGAACCUGGUGGUCUCCCUCCUGAACUCCAUGAAGUCCAUCAUCAGCCUCCUCUUCCUCCUCUUCCUCUUCAUCGUCGUCUUUGCCCUUUUGGGGAUGCAGCUCUUCGGGGGACAGUUCAAUUUUGACGACGGGACCCCUCCCACCAACUUCGACACUUUCCCAGCAGCAAUAAUGACGGUGUUUCAGAUCCUGACGGGCGAAGACUGGAACGCGGUGAUGUACGACGGGAUCAAAUCUCAGGGCGGCGUCAAGGGGGGGAUGGUUUUCUCUGUCUACUUCAUCGUCCUCACCCUCUUCGGCAACUACACCCUCCUCAACGUUUUCUUGGCCAUCGCGGUGGACAACCUUGCCAAUGCGCAGGAGCUCACCAAGGACGAGCAGGAGGAGGAGGAAGCUGCCAACCAAAAGCUGGCGCUGCAGAAGGCGAAGGAGGUGGCCGAAGUGAGCCCGCUCUCCGCAGCCAACAUGUCGGUCACCAUGAAGGAGCAGCAGAAGAACCAGAAGUCCUCGAAGUCGGUGUGGGAGCAGCGGACGAGCGAGCUGCGGAAGCAGAACCUGCUGGCCAGCCGGGAAGCCCUCUACAGCGAGCUGGACCCCGAGGAGCGCUGGAAGGUGCCCUACGCGCGCCACCUGCGCCCCGACAUGAAGACCCACCUGGACCGGCCGCUGGUGGUGGACCCCCAGGAGAACCGCAACAACAACACCAACAAGACGCGCCCUGGCGAGCCGCCGCUGGAGCCCCGCUUCGGCCAGUUCCGCCGGCUGUGCCACUACAUCGUCAACCUGCGGUACUUCGAGAUGUGCAUCCUGAUGGUCAUCGCCAUGAGCAGCAUCGCCCUGGCCGCCGAGGACCCCGUGCAGCCCAACGCUCCCCGCAACAACGUCUUGCGCUACUUCGACUACGUCUUCACGGGCGUCUUCACCUUCGAGAUGGUGAUCAAGAUGGUGGAUUUGGGGCUGGUGCUUCACCAAGGUGCCUAUUUCCGGGACCUGUGGAACAUCCUGGACUUCAUCGUGGUCAGCGGGGCGCUGGUGGCCUUCGCCUUCACUGGCAGCAGCAAGGGGAAGGACAUCAACACCAUCAAGUCCCUCCGCGUCCUCCGUGUCCUCCGGCCCCUGAAGACCAUCAAGAGGCUGCCCAAGCUCAAGGCCGUCUUCGACUGCGUGGUGAACUCCCUGAAGAACGUCCUCAACAUCCUCAUCGUCUACAUGCUCUUCAUGUUCAUCUUCGCCGUGGUGGCCGUCCAGCUCUUCAAGGGCAAGUUCUUCUACUGCACCGACGAGUCCAAGGAGUUUGAGAAGGACUGCAGGGGGGAAUACCUGGUCUACGAGAAGGACAACGAGGUGAAGGCGCAGAAGCGGGAGUGGAAGAAGUACGAGUUUCACUACGACAACGUCCUCUGGGCGCUGCUCACCCUCUUCACCGUCUCCACCGGCGAGGGGUGGCCGCAGGUCCUCAAGCACUCGGUGGAUGCCACCUACGAGAACCAGGGUCCGAGCCCCGGUUACCGCAUGGAGAUGUCCAUCUUCUACGUGGUCUACUUCGUGGUCUUCCCCUUCUUCUUCGUCAACAUCUUCGUGGCCUUGAUCAUCAUCACCUUCCAGGAGCAGGGGGACAAGAUGAUGGAGGAGUACAGCCUGGAGAAGAACGAGAGAGCCUGCAUCGACUUUGCCAUCAGCGCCAAGCCCCUGACGCGGCACAUGCCGCAGAACCGGCAGAGCUUCCAGUACCGCAUGUGGCAGUUCGUGGUGUCGCCACCCUUCGAGUACACCAUCAUGGCCAUGAUCGCCCUCAACACCAUCGUCCUCAUGAUGAAGUUCUACGACGCCUCGGACGCCUACGAGAACGUGCUGAAGAUGUUCAACAACGUCUUCACCUCCCUCUUCUCCCUCGAGUGUCUCCUGAAGAUCAUGGCCUUUGGCGUGCUGAAUUACUUCCGUGAUGCCUGGAAUAUCUUCGACUUUGUCACGGUCCUGGGGAGCAUCACGGACAUCCUGGUGACGGAGUUCGGGAACAACUUCAUCAACCUCAGCUUCCUGCGGCUCUUCCGGGCGGCGCGGCUCAUCAAGCUGCUGCGCCAGGGCUACACCAUCCGCAUCCUGCUCUGGACCUUCGUCCAGUCCUUCAAGGCGCUGAGCGCCACGGGGGAAGCCUGGCACGAGAUCAUGCUGUCCUGCCUCAGCGGGAAGCCCUGCGACCAGAACUCGGGCAUCAAGGAGGAUGAGUGCGGCAACGAAUUCGCCUACUUCUACUUCGUCUCCUUCAUCUUCCUCUGCUCCUUCCUGAUGCUGAACCUCUUCGUCGCCGUCAUCAUGGACAACUUCGAGUACCUGACGCGCGACUCCUCCAUCCUGGGCCCCCACCACCUGGACGAGUACGUCCGCGUCUGGGCCGAGUACGACCCCGCCGCCUGGUAA
Molecule: messenger RNA, 3249 nt
Organism: Nipponia nippon (crested ibis)
Lineage: Eukaryota; Metazoa; Chordata; Aves; Pelecaniformes; Threskiornithidae
Source: RefSeq, a predicted model, not a curated record